Abrus precatorius (Indian licorice) is the source of this 1928-nucleotide messenger RNA. Its product is annotated as probable aminotransferase ACS12. The record is from RefSeq and is a predicted model, not a curated record. The transcript has 4 exons. Gene Ontology annotation, biological process: amino acid metabolic process; biosynthetic process. Bases 122 to 1711 code for a protein of 529 amino acids. NCBI's taxonomy places the organism in Eukaryota, Viridiplantae, Streptophyta, Magnoliopsida, Fabales, Fabaceae. Gene Ontology annotation, molecular function: pyridoxal phosphate binding; L-aspartate:2-oxoglutarate transaminase activity; aromatic-amino-acid:2-oxoglutarate transaminase activity.
ACACUGGUUGGUUCGUUGUCGUUGGUUCUUUCUUUCUCUGUUCUUCUUUUCCCUCUUCGUUCUGCAACCACACAAACCAAACCCACCAUCACACUCUUCCUCUUCCACCACUACCGGGUCAAUGACCCAAGCCCGAAAACCCACCAACCCAAAAAACCAAACCCGAGAAAGCCAAAACCCUUCUUCUUCUUCGUCUUUCUCCAAUAGCGGCAUGAAACUCAUCGUUCCCCUUCAAGGUGUCGUUCAAGGCCGUGGUGGCCUCCUUCUCGGUACCCUGGUCCCCUGUGCUCUCUUUUACUUCCUUCAACUCUACCUUAAACGACGUCGGUCCAAUUUACCCUCUUCCACCGAACCCAACCUUCCUCGUACCUCUUCCCGCACUAAUUUGUCGACCCGUGGAUCCAUUUCCCGGGUUCAGGUCUCGAGGCUCGCAACCCAGAUUGCAAAACCCGAGGAUUCUCCCUAUUACGUUGGGUUGGAUAGGGUUUCGGAGGAUUUGUAUGAUGCAGUGAAUAACCCAGAUGGGAUAUUGCAAUUGGGUUUGUCGGAUAACAAGCUGUGCUUGGAUUUGAUUGGGGAAUGGGUGGAAAGGAACUUGAAGGGAUCGGUGAUGAUGGGGAGUGGUGGCGUUGCUUUGGGUAUUAAUGGGAUUGCGCCUUAUCAGCCCUUUGAUGGGUUGGAGGAAUUGAAAAUGGUUUUGUCAGAUUUUAUGUGUCAGGUGAUGGGAGGAUCAGUAAAAUUUGACCCAUCUAAUAUGGUACUAACGGCUGGAGCAACUCCUGCAAUUGAGAUACUAUCCUUCUGCUUGGCAGACCAUGGAAAUGCAUUCCUUGUCCCUACUCCUUAUUAUCCAGGCUUUGACAGGGAUGUGAGAUGGCGUCCGGGGGUACAAUUAAUACCUGUUCACUGUCGCAGGACUGACAAUUUCAAUCUAACUAUCACUGCUCUACAACAAGCAUAUAAUCAAGCAAGAAAACGAGGUGCCAAAGUUCGUGGAAUUUUGAUUUCCAAUCCUUCAAAUCCUGUUGGGAAUGUUCUGACGCCAGGCACACUUAACAGUCUUCUAGACUUUGCUGAGGAGAAAAACAUUCAUAUCAUUGCUGAUGAAGUAUUUGCAGGUUCCACAUAUGGAAGUGAGAAGUUUGUGAGCCUAGCUGAAAUUCUCGAUUCAGAUUGUAUAGACAAAAGUCGAGUGCAUAUAAUAUAUGGCCUGUCAAAAGACCUCUCGCUUGCUGGCUUUAGAGUUGGGGUUAUAUAUUCUUUCAACAACCGGGUUUUGGCUGCUGCAAAGAAGUUGAGUAGAUUUUCCUCUAUAUCUGCUCCGACCCAGAGGUUAGUUAGUUCAAUGCUUUCAGAUAAAAAAUUUAUUCAGGACUACUUUGAAGCCAACCGGAGAAGAUUAAGAAAAGUGCAUGAUGAAUUCGUGAUUUGUUUAAGUAAACUAGGAAUUGAGUGUGCCAAAAGCAGUGCUGGUAUGUACUGUUGGGCUGAUAUGAGUGGAUUUAUCCAACCUUAUAGUGAGAAAGGAGAACUUGAUUUAUGGGAGAAGUUUUUGUGUAUUGCUAAGAUCAAUAUAACUCCAGGAUCAGCCUGCCAUUGCAUAGAGCCAGGAUGGUUUCGAAUCUGUUUUACCACUAUAACAUUUGAGGAGAUACCUCGUGUUAUUGAACGGAUUAGGCUAGUUGUUGAAAGUUGUAAAUCUUCUAGUUGAAGUUCCAUUAUUUUUAUUGACAUAUAUGGUUAAUGCCUGAUGUUGCAGUCAGAAGUUGCUGUUUAGAAAUUUUUGGAAAAGAAUGUAUACAUCCCUAGUUAUCAAGUUCUGCUGUCUUGCGGAAUCCAGGAUUUUAUUGCAUUGCAGGAGAAAAUUUUUCUUACAAUGCAAAGUCUCAACAGAGUAAACUCAGUUUCCAAUUUAAAAUGAAUUUUGG